Gamsiella multidivaricata is the source of this 2312-nucleotide messenger RNA. RefSeq lists its product as uncharacterized. The record is from RefSeq and is a predicted model, not a curated record. Bases 270 to 2039 code for a protein of 589 amino acids. Gene Ontology annotation, biological process: regulation of DNA-templated transcription. The transcript is spliced from 2 exons. NCBI's taxonomy places the organism in Eukaryota, Fungi, Mortierellomycota, Mortierellomycetes, Mortierellales, Mortierellaceae. Gene Ontology annotation, molecular function: DNA-binding transcription factor activity, RNA polymerase II-specific; zinc ion binding.
UCCUAUUGUCCAUACAUUAACACGCCCGACACAUAACCCUUUCCGCUUUAUCGUUCCUUGACCACACUCACACAGUGUUAGUACGUACGUCUGUUCACACACCCCCAUUCAUUAUCGUCUAUAAGAAAAAAAAAGGCCACCACGCAUACGCUCAAAAGCAGGACACAGAACAACACCUCGUCUCCACCAAUCAAAGAACUAUCCUUGUUCGCAGAACCCUCCCUUCGAUACUUGCCACUACCAUCCCCUCACCAAGCAACAGCCACGAGAUGGCCAGUUUCUCUGCCGAAGAAAAAUAUCCCUACCUACGGGAAGGAACAAGCACACCUAGUAUACGCGUACAGCAAACAUCACAGCAUCCAUCCUAUCACCACCACCAGCUGCCUAGUUCGUCUAGCAACCAUCUUUACCAGACAUCCCCUUCAUCCACUGAUGGACCCACUGAUUAUUACUUCUCGUUCUCAGCGGAUCCCCAAUACGAAUCCAAUAUUACAUCCAUGAGUUCACAUCAACCAGAUCGCCUUCUUCUGGACCUGCAUCAGCAUAUUCAGCUGCUUCAACAACAACACCAGCAACAGCAGGAGCAACAACAGGACGAUUUUGGGCUCUUUUCCCACAUGACGACCCCUGCCAUCUCCGCCGGUCUUCCUCUGUUCGAGUCGUCAUUGCCUACGCAAUCCUUCGGCUUCCCGGCUGUCAUGACGCGUGGCGCGCAAGAGAUUGCCGGUGGCAUGCAGAACUUGAUGGGUCCGCAGACAUACUACGCUCCAGUCCCGUCUCCAACGCCGUCCGCCACGUCGUCACCUUCCGCUUCAUCAUCGGUUGUCUCCUCCCCGAUCUCCACAGACUACGAUGAGACCCUCGCAGCCAUGGCAGCGCCCGUGAUCGCGUGCGCGAGUUGCAAGCGUUCCCAUAUCAAGUGUGAUGCUGGACGGCCCUGCCAGAAUUGUCUCAAGCACCCCUCCAAGGCCCUGACGUGCCGAGAUGCGGUCCCAAAGCCGAGAGGUCGCCCAAAAGGUGGCAGCAAGGCCGCUGCUGAGGCCAUGUUCCUGGCCAGAUUGCAGUACCAGCAACAGCACCAACUGCGAGACCAUCAGCAGUAUCAGCAACAGCAGCAACACCAGAACCAUUUCCCGCGUACCAGGGUCCUGUCCUUCCCUCAGCAAGCAAGAACGCAGCCACCGCUUCCUCAGUUGCAAACACACCAGCUUCAGCAACAGCAGCAGUAUCGUGGUCAACCUCUGCAUGUCCUGUCACGGAGCUCUCCGACGUCGCCCGCAGCGGUCGAGCACCGUGGGGUUCGCCUCGCAAGACGCACGUCCUUGCCUGUUUGGCAUCAUCCAUAUGCGAUGCAUCGUCACCCAUAUUCUAGUGGGCCAGGGGUAUCGCCAUCCGUACCAUCGUCCUGGAACAUGGCCGCAUCUGGACCAGCGCCGAUGUCGUCGUCAGCGAUCACGUCAUCGUCAUCGCCACUAUCGUCUCCCACCUUGGUUGGUCCAGCUUCUCAAGAUAUGUUGCAUUCCUUCCCUGUUCAGAGCAUAAUGCCGUCAUCCUACCAGGACCUCGAUGCAGUGCAUUUUAUUCAAGGGUGUCUCCCAGUGGUCGAUAUGCAUCAUCAUCAGUCACGCAGUGCGACGGCAAGCCCGAUUCCCUUCGUGCCCUCCAUGGAGCCCUGCCCGCAACAAUUGCAGCAGGAGCUAUUGCAGCUGCAGAUGAUGCACCAGAAUAUGCACGCCACGGUCAAGUCCGAGCCCGAGGAGAGUGGACAGACUAUCAAGCCACAAGAUCUGCUGCGGGCCGUGUCCGUCAAGUCAGAGUCUGAGGUCGUUGAUUCGACUACACCUGAAUCACCCAGUGCAGACCUUCAAGAUCCAGGGAUGGCCACGCUGUUGCAGCAACAGCUCGUGACCCAGGCAGAGCUGCAAUUCGUCCAGCAGCGACAAAGCCAACUCCAAGAACAAUUCCAGAAGCAGCAGGCUUUGGUCAGCUUGCGGAGGCAGCAGCAGCAGAGGCAGCAGCAACAACAACAGCAGCAGUAAUUGCUAAUGUGCCAUACUUGAUAAUUAACAAACCAGUUGGACAAAUCCUCAUUUGUGGUUCACAAGAAACAAAACAAGGGGGGUUUUCUACUAUAAUUGUAUAUUCUUUUUGAUAAUUACCUAGCAUCCCGACCAUUCAUCACUUCAUCCCCCCUUCUUUAGUUUUGUGACAUUAUCAUUAUUCAAACCAAAAAGUUUUUAUUCCAUUACCCCCAUUACCCCAUUAUUCCAUUAUUAAUAAAUAACUAAUCCAUUUAUUUGCAUCCUCGAAAA